GAUCUCUCCUUCUUUCUCUGCUCAAAACAACAACGAUAGGCACGGCGAUGGAAGUUCCAGUUGGCUUCGCGGCGAAGCUAUGGAACCUCUUAUCUUUUUUACCGUUCUUCAUCGCCCUACUUAUACUUGGCCUCCUCAAAGGUAUAGUCAUAGCUCCAAUUGUGGGAGGGAUUAUUUUUAUUGGAAACUCUGCGGUGAUAAUUGGACUUUGGCCUGCUCAUGUUAUCUGGACAUACUUUUGCAUAGCUAGAACGAAGAAGAUUGGAUUGGUUUUGAAGAUUUUGGUUAUGUUUCUACUGCCUGUGCCUUUGGCAUUGUGGCUCUUUCUUGGGAUUAUUUGUAGCCUUAUUGGUGGAUUUGCUUAUGGAUUCAUUGCCCCUCUCUUUGCUACAUUUGAGGCUGUUGGUGAGAAUGCUGCCCAAAAAUGCGUUCGUUGCAUCCUUGAUGGAUGUUGGCCGACAGUACAAGGAGCUUGCACUUUAGUACGGGAUCUCACAGAUUUCUGCUUUCACUCUUAUUUUUCCUAUAUGGACGAAUUGUGUGAGGAGAUUCUUCCUGAUGAAAUGCCUAUGGAUAUAAAGUUAAUGAGACUCCCAGGGUCGAUCCUUGUUGCUCUGCUCGGCAUGUUAGUGGAUGUGCCUCUAAUCUCUAUUAUUGCCGUAUGGAAGAGUCCUUACAUGCUAUUCAGAGGAUGGAGGAGGCUAUUUGAAGACAUGGUUGGAAGAGAAGGACCAUUUCUUGAGGCAGUUUGUGUACCAUUUGCUGCUCUUUCCAUCAUUUUAUGGCCUUUGGCUGUAAUUGGAGCUGUCCUGGGCGCUUUCUUUUCCAGCUUUUUUCUUGGGUUGUAUGGUGGAAUAGUCGUUCAUCAGGAGAACUCUGUUAAGAUGGGAAUGGCAUAUAUUAUCGCUAUAAUUUCAAUUUUUGACGAAUAUGCCAACGAUAUGCUGUACCUGAGAGAAGGAUCCUGCCUUCCCAGGCCCAGAUACCAUAUGAAUAUGAUUCCUCAGAAUAAUCUAGAGAAGGGGAAGUCCAUCGAAAAUGAGGGAGAAGGGUGGAGGAAUGGCGCAGAAGGCUCUUUUCUCACUAAGCUGGCAUCUCAAAGAUCGAGAACUUUAAAGUUUGCGAUCCAACAGUAUAAACCCAUACAGGUGUGGGACUGGCUGUUUAAAUCAUGUGAGAUGAAUGGAAAAAUUCUUCUCAGGGAUGGGCUUAUAGAUGUCAAAGACAUUCAGAAAUGCAUUUUGAAAGGAGAUUGUAGGAAGCUAUGUGUCAAGUUGCCUGCUUGGUGCAUUUUGCAGUGUCUUCUUGCUUCAGCUAAGUCUGAUUCGUCGGGUUUGCUGAUCUCUGAUGAAAUGGAGCUAACAAUGACAAAUGCACCAAGAGAGAAAGUUUUUGAAUGGUUUAUCGAGCCAUUAUUAAUAAUGAAGGAGCAAAUUAAGGGCCUGAAACUGAAUGAUGGUGAAGAGACGUGCCUAACAAAACUCAUUAUGCAGCACAAGAAUCAGAGGCCUGAAGACUGGGAUGAAUCUGAGUUCCCAUCAGGUGACAAUGUCAGAAGAGCACAGUUGCAAGCCAUUCUCAGGAGGCUGCAGGGAAUUGUCGGAUCGAUGUCUAGGAUGCCAACAUUCAGAAGGCGGUUCAAGACUCUCUCGAAGAUCUUGUUUGUUGAAGCAAUGCAAAGUGGUCUGCUGGGGAAGGAAAUGGAAGGAUCAAGUGUGAAAAGCAAAGGAAGAAAUAUGUCCACAAGUGGGAACAAUGAUGAGUUGAUAGAUGAGGAUAGUGGAAAGCAUGGUGUUGAGAACAACAACAAUGAAGAAAUAGUUUGAAUCACUGCAUAAUUGGUGAGAGACUAAACAAACCUAUGCAGGUUCGAUUUUGGUAUUCUUCAGAGACCAUUGUUUGUUUGUUUGUUGGUUUGGCUUGGUCUGGUCUGGUCGUGGUUUCGUUCUACUUGUACACUUCCAACUUGAGGUUCGGCUCGACCAUGAAAGGCAAAAACUUAGCUGCAUGAAGUGUAAGGAAAUGGACACUUAUUGUUACUUACCAUGGUAGGUCAACCUAGUCUUUCUUCCACGAUUAAUAUGAUA
Messenger RNA from Impatiens glandulifera, 2087 nucleotides. RefSeq lists its product as uncharacterized. Bases 48 to 1826 code for a protein of 592 amino acids. Lineage: Eukaryota; Viridiplantae; Streptophyta; Magnoliopsida; Ericales; Balsaminaceae. The transcript has 9 exons. The record is from RefSeq and is a predicted model, not a curated record. Gene Ontology annotation, biological process: vegetative to reproductive phase transition of meristem.